CAGGGGAAUGCGUCCUGUGUGGUUAUUGGCGGUUGCCGUGGUGGUGGUGGGCGUGACCACCGAAGCUGUCUGUCAGUGCUUGGAGCAUCCCAGCUGUCAGGAGGUCACCGCUGAGAACAACAUGCUGGAGUGUAUCCAGCUCUGUUGCUCCGACCUUCCCGCUGAGACACCUGCCUUCCUGAGCGAUGCCCACCUGCGACCUCUUCCUCAAUCAGGCGCCAGGUCUCUUGCUCCCUCCUCUCUACCUUCCUCCUCCUCCUCUCCUCAGGCCAAGAGCUCCUACUCCAUGGAGCAUUUCCGCUGGGGGAAGCCUAUUGGGCGAAAGCGCCGCCCGGUCACCUCCAACGGCGUGGAGGAGGACUCGGCCGAGGUUUUCCCCAGGGAGAUGAGGAGACGAGAGCUUGCCAGCAAGAUGAAAGCGACAGAGGACGAGGGGAAGGUGCCGGAGGUGGCAGAGGAGGAGCAGGAGCAGCCCCCGGCUGACGUCUACGAAAAGAAAGACGGCACGUACAAGAUGAAGCACUUCCGCUGGAGCGGCCCGCCGGACAGGAAACGCCACAGCGGCUUCGUGAAGAGCAGGGACGAGCGCAGCCGGAGGCCGCUGCUCACGCUCCUCAGAAACAUCGUCAACAAAGAUGGACGGGAGCAGAAGUGA
Molecule: messenger RNA, 655 nt
Organism: Chelmon rostratus (copperband butterflyfish)
Lineage: Eukaryota; Metazoa; Chordata; Actinopteri; Chaetodontiformes; Chaetodontidae
Product: pro-opiomelanocortin-like
Exons: 2
Coding region: 8-655 (215 amino acids)
Biological process (GO): neuropeptide signaling pathway
Cellular component (GO): extracellular region
Molecular function (GO): neuropeptide hormone activity
Source: RefSeq, a predicted model, not a curated record